CCCCGCCUCGUUCCUCCUUACAUACCAACUAGUUCUGAGUAAAAAUGGUGAAGGCAUGGUUUUACAAGGAGUAUGGAUCUGUAGACGUCCUGCAAUUUGGGGAAAUCCCAACUCCAAGUGCAGGGCCUGGUCAGGUUUUGGUUAAAGUUCGCGCAGCUGCUCUCAAUCCUGUCGAUUUCAAGAUACGCCAAUAUGGCGUCCUGCGCAGCGCGGAUGCCCCGUUUCCUGUGGUGCCGGGGUGUGACUUAGCAGGAGUCGUUGUCGAGGUGGGCGACGGCGUGUCGAAAUUUAAGAAGGGCGAUGAAGUUUACGGCGACAUUCAGGAUUUCACGGCAGGAAACCCUAAGCAGGUGGGUACUCUGGCAGAGUUCACGGUGGCGGAAGAGCAUCUCUUGGCGUUGAAGCCCACCAAUUUGUCUUUUGAGGAAGCCGCCAGUUUGCCGCUUGCGCUCUUAACCGCGCUGCAGUCGUUCGAUACAGUUGGUUUUCAAAAGGGGCAGAGCGUAUUUAUUGUGGGAGGCGCAGGCGGCGUGGGCAGCCUGGCAAUCCAGCUGGCAAAGCAUGUUUUCGAAGCUUCUAGAAUCGUUUCGACUUGCAGCACGGGGAAAGUGGAGUUUGUGAAGAACCUGGGGGCGGAUCUGGUGGUGGAUUACACCAAGCAGAGUUACGAGCAAGUAGAUGAGAAAUUCGACUUUGUUUUCGAUACCAUAGGCGAAUCGUUCAAUUCUCAUGUGGUUGUAAAGGAGGAGGGUAAAAUUGUGGACAUUGCAUCGUUUCCUCCGCACCAGAAAGCAGUAAACGUGCUUGUGAAACCCCAAGGUAGCAAUCUGGAGAGGCUGGGGAAAUACAUAGAGAGCGGGAAACUGAAACCUGUAAUCGACCCAAAGAGCCCGUAUGCGUUUUCUGAUGUUGUGGAGGCAUUCAAACACCAGGAAAGUGAGCGAGCCAGAGGAAAGAUUGUGAUUUCCCACAUUGAAUGAGCGGUGUUUGUUUCAACGCUGAGAACGUCGUUGCAAAAUAGUUGUGUAUAAGACUGCCAUUAACGUAGGCGAUCUAAUAGUCAAGGCUGUUUUAGAAAUUCCGCUACAGGCUAGUCGAGAACAGAUAAAUAAAAAAGUUGUACAUAUUAAUAGUCUAUCCUCAAUGAACAUACAUUAUUAACACAAA
Cryptomeria japonica (Japanese cedar) is the source of this 1167-nucleotide messenger RNA. Its product is annotated as 2-methylene-furan-3-one reductase. Lineage: Eukaryota; Viridiplantae; Streptophyta; Pinopsida; Cupressales; Cupressaceae. The transcript is spliced from 3 exons. The record is from RefSeq and is a predicted model, not a curated record. Gene Ontology annotation, molecular function: oxidoreductase activity, acting on the CH-CH group of donors, NAD or NADP as acceptor. The coding region runs from base 45 to 980 and encodes 311 amino acids.